ACAGAUAAAAGAAGAACCGCGCUUUAAUUUUUUCGGAAUUGAAUUUGAUUUUACUAAUUAAAUCGACUACUUUGUAGGUUUUGUGGCUGUACAUAUUAAUAAUCUAAGCCUAUAGUUGCAAGCAAUAUGCAGGCUUUUCUUAAAACUGGUAAAAUUUCCGCUGGCGACAAACCAUCUUCAUCCGGCGUCAAAACAUCGUCUAAGAAGAAGCCACCAGCACCAUGGGUGGAGAAAUACCGCCCGAAAACCAUAGAUGAUAUAGUUGACCAAGGUGAGGUUGUGCAAGUCUUGCGGGAAUGUUUAUCGGGUGGAGACUUGCCUCACCUGCUGUUCUAUGGCCCCCCUGGCACGGGUAAAACUAGUGCUAUAUUGGCUGCUGCUCGGCAGCUGUUUGGAGACAUAACAAGGGAUAGAGUAUUGGAAUUGAAUGCAUCUGAUGAACGCGGUAUCCAAGUAGUCAGGGACAAAGUGAAGGCCUUUGCCCAGCUCACUGUAAGCAGUACGAGACCAGAUGGCCGCCCCUGUCCACCGUACAAGCUGGUGAUCCUGGACGAAGCGGACUCCAUGACCAACGCUGCCCAAGCCGCUCUCCGCCGCACAAUGGAGCGUGAGACGCGUACCACACGCUUCUGUCUCAUUUGUAACUACGUGUCUCGGAUCAUACCGCCUAUUACCAGUAGGUGUUCCAAGUUCCGCUUUAAACCGCUGGCGAGAGAAAAUGUUAUUAAGAGACUCCGCGAGAUAUGCGAGACGGAAGGCGUAGAGGUGGGCGACGGAGAGGUGUUACACCAAGCAGUCGACACGUGCGAAGGUGACUUACGACGCGCGCUCACGGCGCUGCAGUGCUGCCAGCGGCUGUUAGGGAAGAUCACGGCUGACGGACUUAUUGAGGUGACUGGACUUGUUCCAGACAAAAUGGUCCUAGAAUACAUGAAUGUCAAGAACUACGCAGAACUGGAAAAGUUUGUAGAAAAUUUCCUAAUGGAAGCGUACUCGGCAUCUCAACUGCUGGAGCAACUCAGUGCCACCGUAGUGACAGCCGGCCAGCUGACCAACAAGCAGAAGUGCGCCAUCAGCGAGAAACUCGCAAUCUGUGCUCACAGGCUGUUGGAUGGAGGCGCCGAGGUCAUGCAACUCACGGAUUUGGGAUGCACGAUUAUCAUGGCGAAUAACGACCCUUGAAGGGUUGAACGGUAUAUUUUUACCCUAUUUUAAUAUAAAUUUACCCCUUUAAAAAAAGUUACACGCAUGUUGAACACUAGUAAUGACAUUUCUAUGUCGUAUGGUUCGUCGCCGGUUCGGGCAGAAAUCAGCUAGUCAAAACACGCUCUAAGCGUCACUUUGUGUAACUUUGGUUAGUAAGGGGUUAAAAUUUAUUUUGUAAAUCUGUUGGGUCAAUAUUAUGGAAGAAAAUGUGUGAAUUAGGUUUAGAUAAAACAUAAUGUUUUACGGGACACAUACAUGGCGCGGUCAUGCAGCUCAAUAAUUUGGACUGCACCAUUAUCAUGGAUGACCCUUGAUGGGUUAAAUAUUGCACUUUAUCAUGUAAACUUUUUAUGAGUAAAUUCAAUGAAAUGGUUUGUGACGCAUGUUUUUAAUUUAAAAUAGUGUUACUGGAAAAUAUAGAUGGCGCUGCUGAGGUCAUAAACGUCUUUAGGUUGCACAAUUUUAUGCCGAAC
Ostrinia nubilalis (European corn borer) is the source of this 1679-nucleotide messenger RNA. RefSeq names its product replication factor C subunit 4. NCBI's taxonomy places the organism in Eukaryota, Metazoa, Arthropoda, Insecta, Lepidoptera, Crambidae. The record is from RefSeq and is a predicted model, not a curated record. Gene Ontology annotation, cellular component: DNA replication factor C complex; nucleus. The coding region runs from base 127 to 1182 and encodes 351 amino acids. Gene Ontology annotation, molecular function: ATP binding; ATP hydrolysis activity; DNA clamp loader activity. The transcript is spliced from 6 exons. Gene Ontology annotation, biological process: DNA repair; DNA-templated DNA replication.